AUGGCGCGCUCCCUGCGCUGCGGCGGCGGUGGCAGCAGGCGCAGCAAGACGUACUGGAUGUGCAGCUGCGGUGGAUGGAACUGGGACUGGCGUACCACGUGCCUCGGCUGCGCCUACGCGGCGCCGCCUUGGGUGCUGGAUGCUGCCGCUGUCAGGGCCAGGCCCCAGGCGGGCAAUGACGGCUGGGUGGGCCAGCCACGAGGGCGCCGUGCCCAGAGGCAGGCCCGCGGUGCGGCUGCGAGCGCGGCAUCCGCCGAGUCGCAGACCUCGGCGUCGGGCGAAAGCGGGGCGCGCGGCGGCCGCGGCGCCGCGGCGACCGAUAGGCUGCAGGCAGCGGUCGGGCAACUGGAGGCGCUGCAGGCGGGGCCGCCCGACGGUGUGGAGAGCUGCUUCACCGACGUCGUCGCCAGCCAGCUGGAGGCCAAGCGCGCCGAGCUGGGCGAGGCCCAGCGGGCGGCAGCGGAGCAGAAGGAGGCGAACGCCAUCAGCAAGGGAGAGAGGCGGCUCCGCGCCGCGCGCCAGAGCCUGGAGCAGAAACAGGCGGCGCGCGACCUCGCCGAGGCCCAGCUCCAGAAGGCCCAGCAGGAUCUGGCGCAGCUCGACGCAGAGGCCGAGGCGCAGCGGCGUCAGCGGGCAGCGGAGUGGGCAGGGUCCAGCGAGGUCCCUGGGCCCCUCGUGCAGCUGGACAAGCUGCCCGAGGCUUGGGGAUCCAACAACUUCGAGGUGGCAUGGGCGGCCAUUCGUGCCCAGGUGGAGGCCGUGCGCACGCUGCUCGCCCACGCCCCUGCUGCACCAAGGAGGGCGCCAUGGGCGGAGUCAUGCCCCAUGGGUGAGGUCAGCAGCGAGGGCGGCAUCCACGCAGGAGGCACUGAGCCCUGGCAGCCGCAGAGCGCCGCGGAGCGCGGCCAGGCGGAGCGCCGCGGUGACGCCCGCGGCGAGUGGCCGAAGGUCGCCCAGGCGUUCAAGCGGGAGCUGGUGGCCGAGGAGUUGCAGCGGAGGUUCGAGGCCAGGGCAGUCGUGAAUUUAGCAGCACCAGAGUGUCUGAGCCGAGGCAGUGUGCGGGCGGGGGCGCCGAUACGGCCCGCGUUGGAGGCAGGCGGCCCCUCGACCUCGGGAUGGCCCAGGGCCCCCAGGCGCCAGGCCAAGCGACAACGGCAGCUCUGGAUGUCCGAUGCGGGCUCGAGGUGCUCGGGGUCAACGGCAAUGGAGGUUAUCGAGGACUUCGCCUCUCGGCACGGCGCCCUGCCGCACCUGGUGGUGCUCCAGGAGACCCGCCUGGCCCCGCACCGCCUGGAGGAAGCCAGAAGCGCAGCGCGCCGCCUGGGGUAUGCGGCCUUCCUCCACGCGGCAGCGCCCACGGAAAAGGAAGGCCCGCUUGCGAACUCAGGCGGCGUGGCGGCCCUCAGCUACCUGCAGGCAGCGGAGAGUGUGUGGAUGGCGCCGUGUGGCUUGAGGCAUCGCAUGAUAGGGGUCACAGUCGCCGCUGCGUCAGGACUGCAGUUCCUGGCGUGCUCGCUGUAUCUGCAGGACGCCCUGGGGCCCAAGGGCAUCAACCUCGACAUCUUCGCCGCCUUCGGUGACAUGGUGCUGUCCGAUGGCAUGCCCUGGCUCGCGCAGGGCGACUUCAACGUGGAGCCAGGAACGCUGCGCGAGCUGGGCUGGCCUCGGGUGCAGCGCGGCACGUGCCUGGGGCCUGCCGAGUGCACUUGCGUGGCCCAAGGUGCAGAGCAUGUGUGCGACUGGUUCGUGGGCUCCUUCUGCCUGGCCCAUGGGGUCAGAGAGGCCACAGCUCUGGAUGGCUUUGGGCUGUGCCCCCGCAAGCCCGUGAGGCUGCUGCUGCAGGACGUGAGACCAGACGCCCUGGUGCAGGUGCUGGUUCGUCCUGGUCGCUUUCCUGAUGUUGACGCAGCUGCUUGCCGACCCCACGAGGAUGCCGCAGUGCAGGUGCACCGCCGCGUGGGGCGCACCCGUUGGCAAGUGGAGCCCUGCAGCUGGACCUGGGAGUUGGGCUCCCGACCGAGCGACGCCUGCGAGGCCGCUCGGCAGUGGAUCCAAGUCGUUGAGAGCACCUUGGUGGGGAUCCACGGCAUUGACGACGGCGACCUGCCCAGGUACCUGGGGCGGUCAGAAGGGCCCAAGGUUGUCCUCAAGCCCCUCAGCGCCGUGGUCAAGCGCGAGUACCGCCGCCGGCACUCGGCCCUCCCCCACGCCAUCCGCCAGGCCCUCGACGUUGCUCUCCAGAGACUCACAGCGGACAAGACGCAGCGUUGGCAGCCCGUGCGCGAGCCCUGGUACGAGAGGCAGGUCGAGCGGGUUCUCGCCGAUGUGGAGGCUGCCACUGUCGCAGCCUGUGAUGAAGACGAAGUCGAGGCCCUCGAGUUCGAUAUUGGUGAGUCGGGCGACCUCGUUAGCCAAGCUGGCCUUCAUGGAGACCCAGAGGCGAUUGCAGUACUGCGGCGGCGCCUCGCAAGCUUCCAGAGGCGAGAUGGAUGCAAGAGCUCGGCCUCCUGGAGGGCAUGGGCCAAGGAGGCGGUGCAGCAGGGUCGCAGGCUGGCCCAUCGAUUCGCCAAGGCUGUGCCGCCCCCGCAGGUGGUCGACCCCGACACUGGCAGACCCUUGGCAGGCAUGCUGGCGGUCGGGCAGCUGGAGGCCAACUGGCAAGCCCUCUGGCAGCAGGAGGGGCUUCAAAUCGGGCGCUG
Molecule: messenger RNA, 2699 nt
Organism: Prorocentrum cordatum
Lineage: Eukaryota; Dinophyceae; Prorocentrales; Prorocentraceae
Source: the annotation of a GenBank genome assembly